GCCCCGGUACCUGCUGAGGCGGGUAGGGCCCAGCGGGGCGGGCUCCCCCUCCUCGGGCCGCGGCUGACGGCGUGAGGCCUCGCUCCCGGCCUCCGCCCGAAGCGAGCCGUGUCUCGGUGGUUUCCCUCUGGAGCAAGGUCCGCAGUCGGGGGUCCCGGUGUGACAGCCGCUUGUAGGGCCUCCCUGGAGGAGCGGGGCGAAGAGGAGUGGUGGGGGUAAUUUAUUCUAUUCCGUAAUUAUUGCUGCUAACGAAGCAGCCGGGGAGGGAAAGGGCUUCCCCUGUGAGAUGCCGGCUGCAGCUUCCCAGGCCUGCAGGAGGGAGCAGGGGCAGGCCCGGCCUGUUUGCUUUGCACUGCCUGGCCUGUGCCUGUCCCUCUGCCAGGGCCCUGCAGCUUGGCAUGAGCUGCCCCGGUCGCUGCCCUGGGGAGCAGGCGGCACUUCUCGUCGGGUUGGGCAAUAAACCUCGGUGGCGUUUCCAGACCAGCCUAGCCCGCUGUGGGGGCAAAGGAAGGCAGGUAGCAACCCCGACGCUUGGCAGAAUGACAGAUCCUGUCUGGUAACAGCACGGAGCUAACUGACUCUGGACAUGGGAGGACAUUUUCUGCUCAUUUUGAACCUGAUGUGAUGGUGUUUGAGUAACGCAAUCUUUUCCUCAGGAAAUAUUUGGCCACUGGUGAGAUUACAGAUCCUGCUCUUCUCCCCUGCACGGGAGGGGCUAUUGGCCUAUCAGAUCUGAGUGCGCAGGCUGUAAUCUUAAUCUGUUCAUGACAGCCCUGCUACAGGUGCAGGCUCAAUGCAUCUUGUGAGCAGAAUCUCAUGGUAAUGUGUUUCUUGGGCACAUCACACUUGAGUUCAAAAUGUUCUUGUAAAUGUUUAUCACAGAACUUUGCUGCAAGGUUAAAAUGUCUGUGUAGCAUUGCCCUGAGACUGAUGAUACCUCUUUUUCUCUCUCUUUUUCUUUUUUUUCUUUUUUCUAAAAAAAAAAAAAGUACCUAAAACAGUGGAAAUAAUUGAAAGCUUCCUACUAAUAACAGGCUGUUUUGAUGUGGUCCUUAUUGCCUGGUUUACUGACAUAAAGAGAAUUACAUUUGUCACUGGCAGUCUUACAAACUUUUAGUUCUGCUAUGCUAGCUGUGACUUUUUUUUAAAUUAUUUUUGUGUUUCGUUCUGUUUGACCAGUGAUAAUUGGCUAGCCAAGCUUUUUUCUGUCUAUAGUCAGUGUCCCAUUUUGGUUGUUUGUGUAAAGGUGGUGCUGGUGUGUUUUGGUUUGUAAUCUUGCAGGGAAGUGUGCAGGGAGGGUCAUAAAUCUGUAGCAGUGUUUGGUGGCUUGUUUUUUGUGUGUAUGUGUCUUUUGUUUUACUUACAGAGCAAUAUCUUAAAUUUUGUCAUUUCCCUGUUGAGCAAAAGUGAAAGUUAGAUGCUGGGUACAAGCUUCUGCAAUCAGUUACCCUUUUUAACUUUUUGUAACUGUAGGCUCCUCAUUCAGAGGAGACUAGGUGAAAAAUCAUAGUAAUAUUAAAAAAAUAAAUCGGAAGCGAUCUGAAGCAUCCUCUUUACUAAAAGAAUUUAAUGACUAAGCUAUAACAGAAACAUUUACUUAUGCAGUCACCUCCAUAAAAGGCAGUGUUAAUUAAAUCUGUUACUGCCCAACCUCAGGCUUCAACUAGAACCUCUCCUCUGCUAUCCCAGGCGUGGAUGGAGGGCAUGGUACCGUACUAUUAUUCCCACAGAUGUUCACGGAAGUCACUGAGAGAAAGGAGCAGGAGCAUACACAACAGUCCUGUCUCAGCACAAUGCAAGUCUAGGUUUGAAUUGUUGCCACCUUGAAAACUGGGCUGUAUUUGAAAUCUUAAUAGUCCCACCAAAAUGAUGUAAUUUCACUUUUAACUAGUCCGUGGCAACAGGUACAGGUUUACAGGGUAGCUUCUAGAAUGUUCUAGCACUCGAAUGCAGCGUUGCGUUCAGGGUAACGCUCAGAGGCGCUGGCCUGUUAAUUGCAGGGUUUUGAUAGGCCCGAUAUUGCUGCACCAAGCCCUAUGGGGGAAAAUACAGCCCAGUUCUUGUUCAUAAGUUUUAGUUCUGUGGGUUUUUCCCCCUUCCCCAGAACCCUUGAUCUUGAAGAUGGUGAGUAGCCAGCCUAAGUACGAUCUAAUACGGGAGGUUGGUCGUGGCAGUUAUGGUGUGGUGUACGAAGCAGUCGUCAGGAAGACCUCUGCACGGGUCGCGGUGAAAAAGAUUCGGUGCCAUGCUCCAGAGAACGUGGAACUAGCUCUGCGUGAGUUCUGGGCACUUAGCAGUAUCAAGAGCCAGCAUCCCAACGUCAUUCACCUGGAGGAGUGCAUCUUGCAGAAAGAUGGUAUGGUGCAGAAGAUGUCCCAUGGCUCCAGUUCCUCCCUUUAUUUACAGCUUGUAGAGACCUCAUUAAAGGGAGAAAUAGUCUUUGACCCCAGAAGUGCUUAUUACCUCUGGUUUGUAAUGGAUUUCUGUGAUGGAGGAGACAUGAAUGAGUAUCUGUUGUCCCGAAAGCCGAACCGCAAGACCAACACCAGUUUCAUGCUUCAGCUCAGCAGUGCGCUGGCAUUCCUGCACAAAAAUCAGAUUAUUCAUCGUGAUCUCAAACCUGACAAUAUUCUGAUAUCUCAGAGCAGGAUGGAUGCUAGUGACUUGGAACCUACCCUGAAAGUAGCUGAUUUUGGGCUGAGUAAAGUAUGUUCAGCCUCAGGACAGAAUCCCGAGGAACCAGUCAACGUAAAUAAGUGUUUUCUAUCAACUGCGUGUGGGACUGACUUCUAUAUGGCCCCCGAAGUCUGGGAAGGACACUACACUGCCAAAGCAGACAUCUUUGCGUUGGGAAUUAUAAUCUGGGCAAUGUUGGAAAGAAUCACAUUCAUAGAUACGGAAACAAAGAAAGAACUUCUGGGGAGUUACGUCAAGCAGGGGACAGCAAUCGUCCCUGUUGGAGAGGCGCUUCUAGAAAACCCUAAAAUGGAACUGCUCAUCCCCGUAAAGAAAAAAUCCAUGAAUGCUCGAAUGAAACAGCUGAUCAAGGAAAUGCUGGCUGCCAACCCGCAGGACCGACCCGAUGCUUUUGAGCUAGAACUGCGAUUAGUUAACAUAGCUUUUAAAGACAGCAGCUGGGACACGUGACCUGCCUGACAUCUCUUGAUAAGAGCUGCUUCUCACCUAACUGAUGGUGCAACUUAAUGGCAGUAAAAGAAACGAGCCUGAACUCAACCUGCAGGGUGUAGUUUCUACCAAACGAAUCUCUUUUUGAGUUUCAUAAAUGAUACGAAUGUGAGUUGGCCGUUGUGUUAACAAUGCGUUGAUGUGUAUAAUACCAGGAUGUUACAUGCAAGUGUAAGAUGUGACAAUGUUCGUUUGUGUAUGCUGGCAGUGGGAUGUCUUAAGAGCUGAGACUUGGUUUCCAGCACUAUGUCAUGGAGUAUUUCAUACAUUCCAGUUUCCUAUGUCAGUAUUAGGAACUCUUAUGGAAAAAAGAGAUUUGCAUGCUGGUAGUGCAAAUCUUCAGGCUUUGUAAAGUAAUUCUGUGUAUAUAUUUAUGUAUACGAGUGACUGGGAGUGUAUGCCACUUUUCUUAAAUUAUUUGCUAUGGGUCUGAAUGAUUGCGGUCUGCUAGAAAACUAGGUGAAGAAGAUAGAUGAGAAGCAUUCCUUCUUCUCCAGGCCUGAAUAACUUUAUUAUUUAUUUUUGUUAUCUAAUGUCAAAGGUAGGGUCUGAGACUUGACUUUGUAGACAAAAAAUGCAAUGCAAGGGGAUCAGCAGUUUUUUAAAGUGCUGACAUGGCCAAGCUUAGCACUUACAGCUUAAUGAGCUUGUCACUGAGGGAGUCAAAUUAAAAAUGGAUGCAAUCAGGUGCUAGCAUGUUGGCUAGUUCAUUAAUCAUUUGAUUUUGCUUUCUUCUAAUAAUCAAAUACUUUUAACCAGUUAAUCUACAGUUUCACAACAUGCUCUCUACUCUUCUAUCUAUAAUCCAAUAGCACCUUCAGGAUUUAUAAUAGCAGAGUACUGUGGGCUUAGUUUAUGGAAAUGUGGGUAAGGGAAUCCAGCAGCAUAGAGUGUUAUUUUUAAGAUUCUUCAAAAUAUGGUGGCAGCAUAGUUUUCCUGUUAACUGAAUCUGACUAGUAAUACUGGUCAUGGCCUCUUCCUUUCUGGCACUGCUUCUAAUCUGGUAGUGAUGAGGAGAUAAAGGGGUGACUGUUUGUCUUGUAGAACACACCUAUUCUCAAAUAUGGGAGAAAACUCAGUAACCAGUAUGUGAAAGGUAUCUGAUUUGUGUUGCAACCUUGGCUGAUUUUUUUUUUAUUUGUUUUCCUCCAUUUAAAGAAGUAAUAUUUAUUUAAAAGCACAGAUGAUAGGAUGGAAAGCUUUGAAGUAGUUGAAAGGCUGCUUAUCCCCAGCUCUUACUCCCCAGAAGCAGACUGAUAUGCUAAGAGAGGUUUCACUGCAGCCACCUGACACUGUACGGCAGACAGAAGCUGCUUUGUAAUAGUAUAGCACUUAGGUCAUGGUCCUGCACCCACAAGAACAUUCUCAUCAAUCUGACCUUUUGGAAGAAGUAGAGUCUUAAAAAAUUGCCUUUAAAGCUGCAACAAAGGCCAGCUUUCUUAAAAUCAAUUUAAUGGUUUGUUUUGGUUUUUUCCCCAAAAACUUACCCGAAAACUGCCGUAAGUAUUUCCUUGUAUAAUUUUUUUCUCAGAUACUGUUCCCUCUCAGUGCUGAGAGCAGUUCUGAUCAGUCAGGGUUUAUUCUGCCUGAGUAUGAAUAAACAGCACAAACAAAAUAUAAUUUUUUUUUAUUCUUCCAAAAGCAAAGGAUUCUGAUUCUACCAGACUUCUGGGGCUUUACAGACUACAGGUGGUUCUUACCUGGUGCUGUGUAGAGCAGGUGCCAGAUACCCAUGGGGCCUUAGUCCUUAAUUCUUGUUAUUUUGCUUCACUUUAUUGUUUAAGGCAAGUUGUCUAAACAGUGAUUCUUGGACAAAUACACCUUGCUGUCUCUAAACAAUGUAGAUUGCUUAGAAGAUGCUAGAGAAGUAACUUUUAGAGACAGUGUUCCUGACUACAGCAGAGUGCCUCACUUCAGCAUCAGUUGGCAGGGACAGAGGCGGCUGCAUCGUACCGAGGAUACAGCCUGUUGCCUAUGUGGCUGUCCCAGUGUUGCUCCUUCCCUGCAGGGAGCUUGGUCUAUAAAAGAUGACUUGGAGCCUAUCUGUGAGCAACGAUAAGGAGAGAUCUGUUUAUUCUUGUGUUCUAGAAGGGGAGAUCUGUUUGUUCUCAUGUUUUAACUGACUUCAGUACCACUGAAGCCUCAGCUUGUUACUGAAAGGAGGAAAACAAACCUGUCGCUGUCUGUGCCAAUACUGUUUCACAGUACUUAUAUUUCAGUGUGGUCAUUCGAUGAGUAAAGUUUUAAGAGGGUAUAUCACUUUUCCUUGUUAAACUUGAUCUUUUUAAAAAUACCUUGUUAACUUCCUUCUCUCUUGCCCACCAAAGUCAGAAUCAACUGUAUUAUCUUGAAGUAUGAAUCCUACUACAGAAUAAUACUACUUACCUCUAAGGCACUUUGCAAAUCAUCUGAUUCUCCUCUGAGGUAUUUCAAAGGAUGCACACCAAAUGUGCUGCCUGCCUGCAGUGCAGAAACAAGUGAAUGGCACAGUAAGGUUUUGGGUUUUUUGACUCCCAAAGUGUUUCUUUGCACUGAUUGCCACUUUAAAGGGUGGGGGUACCUGAAAUCCCUCUCAUGGUGCUUAGCCUUGCUGUUGGGUGACACUGAGUGUUUCCUUGGUUAACACUGAAUGGUAGUCCUUGAGGUCUGUGUUCUGUUUGAUUUCUGUUGUCUGAGGUCUUUGUUUUAAAACCUUUGAUAAAUCAAAUUGUUGUAGCAGCUAUGGAGUUACUCACCAGCGUGACACAAAGUCAAGAUACUUUUCAGCACUCAGAAAAGAUUUUUUUUCAAAUCUUUCUUUAAAAACUGUAAAAUAUAUUUUAUGGAGAAUUUAUAAUGAGGAAAUUUAUUGUGUAAUUUAUUAAGUUCAUGACUGUUUUUGAAAUAAAAUCUGAAUUUCAAUGAAGUUUCUGACCUUUCUACAGAGAAAUGCUUUCUUCUCAGUGCAGUGUCAUCUAGCUGUGAGCAAAGCUGCAGAAGGGUUUAUUUGCUGUGCUAGGACAGAAGUAAGCUGUAGUACUUCACAGUCACACCGUAAGUGAUCCUAAGCUUGUAAAAGGUGCUAGGUUGGCUAAUAGCUGUGCUGCUCAUCGUCUGUGGGUAGCGGCAGUGCCAGACUUCCACUGCUGGAGGAUUUGACAGAGGGAGGCCAAACUGGAUGUGAAAACAGAGCUGGCUCCUGGACCACUUGAAGUGAGCCAUGUCUGUGUGGGCCCUGCGGCUUCUGCCAAGCCCUUGAAGAAUCAAAACAGUGCUCUUCUGGGUGUACCUCACUUUCAAAGAGGGGAUUAAAGACUAAAAGCAGCAUUCUUGCAUCCAGUAUGUGCUUGAAGUUGUUAUUACAAGCAGACUGAGUACCACCCUGGGCUGUAAGGGAAUCUCUGGCAGGCUCUGCCUACCCUGCUACUGGUACCGCUGGAUUUUUGAGGCUGCAAAUAGAUGUUGCUGCUCUCCUGGGCACUGAUGCUUCUCUCGUCGAAGCAAGCCUUUCCCCUCUAGUUCCUGCCUUUGCCGGGGUAGGAUUUCACCCAGAAAGCUGCCAGCCCUUGUUCUGUGGGUGAACCUCGUUAUCCCCCCUGUGCAGAGGGCUGAAGGCAGCCCAGCUAAUGUGUGCUCUGCUGGGUUUCCCUCCUGUGUAGGAGGGCCGAGCGCUGCUGGCUUCAGCUGGAGCUGGUGGAGGGAGCAGGCGUGUGCAGGCUGCUGGGGCUGAACUGGGUGUAGAUGGUCUGGAGGUUUGUGAGGGAUAGUGGCCUGCUGGUCUCACAUGCCCCAAGAAACCUUAGAAAUAAAGGUGAGGAAACACUAUUACUUCUACGUGCUACAGGAGCCUAGGAGUCAUUUGCAUGUUUUAAUUAACAGUGCUCUGGAACAAAGGGUUGUGCAGACUGGGAGUGGGAAUAGUGCAAACUGGAAAUGCUGUAAAUUGUUUUGUCUUGCCAUUUCUUACCCCCGCAACACACCCAAGCCCAGUCAUCUGCUGCGUGCCAUGCGCUUGCAUUGUUGCCUGCGUAUCCUGGUGCCAGAAAUCAGCAGAUUCCCCACCUGGCAGGAGCUGCGUGGUUAAACCCGAGAAAUGCAUCUGGAAAGGACUGAAUGGGACACAGCCAGCUUCAGCCCUCCUGCUGCCUGUGGGCAUGGCAGCCUCUGGCUUCCCUGCCUGCUCGCCCGGAUCCAUCAGAGCUGUGGUGGGAGCCCUGCGCUGGCCAUGCUGCUCUGCUGCUGCUCCUCAAGCCUGAUGUGUGGGUUAUAGGGUGGGGAUGUAAUUAGCAGGGCUGAGAAGGCUGUGUCCACCCUACCACGAGCUGGGAGGGAGAAUGGGCUUGCAAGGAGCUGGGCUGUUUAAUUGGGAGCUAGACAUGCUCUGAAAAAUGGUGUUGGAAGGAGGAUCUGUGCUCUGGGACUCGUGACCUUUGAGGACUUUCUCAGGCUUUUCUCACCUGCUGCAAGGGCUGGAAGUUUCCAUACCUGGCCCCAGCUGCGGCAGGGUUUUUCCCGGGAUUGCUUUGCUUGCCUGGCACCGUGCUCGCUUCCCAGUGAGCUGGGAGGAGAGGGAAGCAGAGCCCCAUUGACGAGCAGAGAGCACCUUGUGAGAGCUCUGAGUAACCUUAAAUAAAAACAAGGGACUUUGAGCAUCCACAUGACUAAGAAAAGCCACCUGGUGCAUUCACAGGAGGCUGAUUACUUGGGUAAUCCCUUCCUAGAAGUUGAAGUGACAAAACCCCCAUCACCUCCGCAGGGGAAGCAGGAGCUGCCUGAGAUGCUGAUGCCGGGAAAGGCCCCUCAAAUCAUCCCUUUUUGUAUCCCAAAGGGAAUCUGCCUCGUCCAAAUAUAACAGUUCAACAGUAAGUGCUUGGCGAGUGCUCUGAGGAGGAGCCGGAGAGGAGGGCGGUCGCUCUGGGGCAGGGGCAGGCGUUUGGGUAGGAGCAUCCCAUGGGAGCACCCUGGGUCUGCCAGAGAAAGGUGAAUCCAAGGCUGCUCUUACUCACUUGUGGCUUUACCAGAACGGCUGCCGGGAUUCCAGCUUGGAAAAUAAAACCUGUCUUAAUAAACAGUGACUCACGUUGCCUAGAGUUAAAAAUAAGGUCCUGUUGGCUGCCCCUCUCCUGCGUGGGAACCCAGGCACUGUCUUCCUGGGGGCAGAUCCCAGGGCUGCCGUGGGUUUCUCCAUCACUUGCCCCCAUCCUUUUCCCCAACUUCCUCUGGAGAUGGUCGGAUUUGCUCUGGUGCGGCCGCAUCCUGCACACAGAGCCGGAGUGCUGCUGGAAACACAACUGCCUGCAUUGCUCCUCUCCAGGUUUAUUAGAAUAGAAUAGGUGGUUUGUCCCUUCCUUGCUUUUACUGGAAAUUUUUCCGGUCCUGGCAGAGCUCAGACAAGCCCUGGCUGCUUUCAUCCUGUUCAGCCUCCAUUUUAGCCUCCGUUUUUGUCAGCCCCGGAGUCCUGGCCCCGGCCCCUUUCUGGCAUCAGUGCCGUUGUGCAGGGAGGUACUGGAUGCUGACCCAGCCCCAGUUCCCGGCACUGGCUCCCCAGCAGCGGCACCGCAGGAAGGAACUGGGGUGGGGGCCAGCAGCGCUCGGGGUCGGGUGCCCUCUCCUCCAGGGACGGAGUGCCCUGGCCUACGAGUCCCGGGAUGAAUGCCAUGACUUUGUCCCCACUGGAACCUCCCGAUGCUCUGAGUCCCUGCAAGAAGCCUGGGCUGGGCUGUACCCCAGCUCUCCAUCCAUACUGGUUGCAAGAGGGAUGGAAGGAGCUGGGGGGGUCCCUAGGGAGCACUGGGGGCUUUCUCCGUCCCCACUCCGAGGUGCUGGGAGCCCAGCUCGGGGUGCAGCAUGUCCUUCCCCCCCUCUCCAGCUGCUGCGGUGCCACGUUCGCAGCCCCCCAGGUAGGCGCUGGGGAUGGAGGGGGACCGGGGGCUGCCCCCAUGGGAGUGCACGGCCUUCGGGAAGGGGAGAGGGCAGCGGUAAAAAUAACCCCUGGGCCAGCUCCAGCCUGUUGUGGCUUCCUGCAAUUUACAGCCCUUCCCGGGGGGAAGAGGAGACAGGAACGGGCCUGGCUCGGGGCUGGCUUUGACCCUUUCGCCACCAACGGAGAAAGUGCCAGAAGGACCCUUCCUCCCUUCUUCUCCCUCGCCGGCCAGGGCAGGAUCCUGGGGAAGGGGAUCGUGGCGGGCUCCUGCUCCUGAGCUGCACCCAGCAUCUUGGGGUGGAUGAAGAAAGAGAAGCUGCUGGAACGGGCAUGGUUUCCCUGUCCCGUUCCUGAUGCCCUGUGUGCUGGAGGGACACAGAGACACAGUCCUGCCUGGGAGGAGGCAGAGAUCUCUGCUGCGGAUCCCAAAAUCCCAGCCAGGCUCCCGUAAGGAGAUGGAGGGAGGAGGAGAGCUGGCAGAGGUGAGCUGGAGCUGCAGGAGAAGGAGGGUUAAU
Messenger RNA from Haliaeetus leucocephalus (bald eagle), 9603 nucleotides. It is a transcript of the gene PDIK1L, whose product is annotated as PDLIM1 interacting kinase 1 like. Gene Ontology annotation, molecular function: protein kinase activity; ATP binding. Gene Ontology annotation, biological process: protein phosphorylation. Lineage: Eukaryota; Metazoa; Chordata; Aves; Accipitriformes; Accipitridae. Bases 2122 to 3147 code for a protein of 341 amino acids. The record is from RefSeq and is a predicted model, not a curated record. The transcript has 3 exons.